GAAAGAGAUGAGACAGAAGGGGAAGCAGAGGAGGAAGGAGAGGGAGAAAAGACGCAAAAGGAAAAAGGAGAUCAAUAAAAAGAAGUCAAAUUUGGUUGAAACCCCAAGGGCUCCUCGGGCCAGGUCCCUGUCUGAUGGCUUUUAUGAAAAAAUAUCUCCUCCCUAUUCUGGGGAUCUUCUUGGCCUACUACUACUAUUCCGCAAAUGAGGAAUUCAGACCAGAGAUGCUCCGAGGAAAGAAAGUGAUUGUCACAGGGGCCAGCAAGGGGAUCGGAAGAGAGAUGGCCUAUCAUCUGGCGAGGAUGGGAGCUCACGUGGUGGUGACAGCGCGGUCAGAAGGAACUCUCAAGAAGGUGGUGUCCCACUGCCUGGAGCUUGGCGCGUCUUCAGCACACUACGUUGCUGGCACCAUGGAGGACAUGACCUUCGCAGAGCAAUUUGUCGCCAAAGCUGGAAAGCUCCUGGGGGGCCUGGACAUGCUCAUUCUCAACCACAUCACCUACACCUCCAUGACUCCGUUUAGUGACGACAUCCACCUCGUGCGCAGAAGCAUGGAGGUCAACUUCCUCAGCUACGUGGUCCUCAGCGUGGCCGCCUUGCCCAUGCUGAAGCAGAGCAACGGGAGCAUCGUGGUGGUCUCAUCCCAGGCGGGGAAAAUGGCUAAUCCACUUGUUGCUGCCUAUUCUGCAAGCAAGUUUGCUCUGGACGGGUUCUUCUCCUCUAUCAGGAAAGAAUAUUCAGUGACCAAGGUCAACGUGUCAAUCACGCUCUGUAUCCUCGGUCUCAUAAACACAGACACGGCCAUGACAGCAGUGGCUGGGAUACUCAACGUACAACCAUCUCCAAAGGAAGAAUGCGCCCUGGAAAUUAUCAAAGGGGCAGCUUUGCGCCAAGAGGAAGUGUAUUAUGACAGCUCAAUCUUGACUUCUCUCCUGCUGGGAAAUCCAGGGAGGAAGAUCCUGGAAUUUCUGUCCUUACGACAUUAUAAUAUGGAAAGGUUUACAAACAACUAGGCACUUGUUUAGGGCUGGGCAUGAUAAGGGGGCUUGCAGGUAUUCUGCCUGAUAUUUAUCUGAGCUCCAUGAUGAAGGCAUCUCCCCAGAGAGAUAAAUGAGUGUCCCCACGGGGUUGCAAGUCACACAUCGCAUCUCACAAUCUGAAGUUCUUCUAACACUUGUACAAUGGAAACGCAAUUAUAAUGAAUGUCAUGAACCCGCAGUUUUGAAAUUCAUAGUAAGUGUAGGUAUAAUUACGAGGUAGUUACGUCACAUUACCUCACGGGUAAUGACGUUAUGAGGCUUAACCAAUACUAAUGAUAGUAAAGGUCACACAGACCUUAUCAAUCCACACCUGGUGGCUGUAACUUCGGUUCAUUCAGUACAGUUCCAUUAAAAUCGUAACCUAUACAUGUGAAA
Phacochoerus africanus (Common warthog) is the source of this 1415-nucleotide messenger RNA. It is a transcript of the gene HSD11B1, whose product is annotated as hydroxysteroid 11-beta dehydrogenase 1. Lineage: Eukaryota; Metazoa; Chordata; Mammalia; Artiodactyla; Suidae. Gene Ontology annotation, molecular function: 11-beta-hydroxysteroid dehydrogenase (NADP+) activity; steroid binding. Gene Ontology annotation, cellular component: endoplasmic reticulum membrane; intracellular membrane-bounded organelle. Gene Ontology annotation, biological process: steroid catabolic process. The record is from RefSeq and is a predicted model, not a curated record. The transcript is spliced from 7 exons. The coding region runs from base 135 to 1013 and encodes 292 amino acids.